Molecule: messenger RNA, 664 nt
Organism: Salvelinus sp. IW2-2015
Lineage: Eukaryota; Metazoa; Chordata; Actinopteri; Salmoniformes; Salmonidae
Product: alpha-taxilin-like
Molecular function (GO): syntaxin binding
Source: RefSeq, a predicted model, not a curated record
CUCCACUGUACAGGAGGGGGUGUCGUUUCUCAGUGUGACAUGGCUGAGGAGCUGAGCCGCCAGCUGGAGGACAUCCUCAACACCUACUGCCUGGAGGACAACGGGGAGGACGGGGUUAACCUGCCCAAUGGCCAAUCACACUGCCCCGUGCUCAAUGGCCUGGCCCAUGAGAAGGAGUUGGAUGUCAAGCGGUCGGAGGUCAAAGUGAACUCCGGCGGAGCGGAGAAAGUGAAGAUUCAAGAGAAGAAGAAGGUGAAGGGGCUGGGUAAAGAGAUCACCCUGCUGAUGCAGACCCUGAACACUCUGAGUACACCGGAGGAGAAACUGGCAGGCCUCUGUAAGAAGUAUGCUGAACUGGUAAGUAGUAACUCUCAUUAACGCUUUGACUCGGGGGUGUGGUUCAAAGGCUGUUUGAUUUAGUUCAUAUCUUGUAAUUUCAGCAUGCUAGCCAACCUCUUAUUUCUAGCCCCCCAUCUGUGUAUCAGACAGUAGUAGUUUGUCUCCUUGUGUUGGAGAAUGGGCAGGGCAGCUCAACACAGGGUGACCUACAGGAGAAUGGACAGGGCAGCUCAACACAGGGUGACCUACAGGAGAAUGGGCAGGGCAGCUCAACACAGGGUGACCUACAGGAGAAUGGGCAGGGCAGCUCAACACGGGUGAACUU